Molecule: messenger RNA, 1217 nt
Organism: Aedes aegypti (yellow fever mosquito)
Lineage: Eukaryota; Metazoa; Arthropoda; Insecta; Diptera; Culicidae
Gene: cib
Product: thymosin beta
Exons: 4
Coding region: 200-592 (130 amino acids)
Biological process (GO): actin filament organization
Cellular component (GO): cytosol
Molecular function (GO): actin monomer binding
Source: RefSeq, a predicted model, not a curated record
AAACGAGCUUUUCCACUACGUCUCUAAAGCCAUCAAAAUUUUUCCGAGUUAAGCCGAGCAGUGAAGAAUCGAAGACAGUUUAUUCACCGGUUAGUCGCUUGUGAUACAUCAACGUUGAAAGUUGUAUUUUAAGGAUCGCUCUCUAGUGUAUUCGUUAAUUUGUGAUAACAUCAAAUUUAUCGCCUAAGACUUAUAUACAAUGGAAACCGCCAAUGCUACUUCUGUCAAGGACUACAAGAAAGUCGGAGCUGAUCUUAAGACACAACUAGAGAGUUUUAAAACGGAAAAUCUUUCGAAAGCUGAUACUCAGGAAAAAAUUGUUCUUCCCACUGCCGAAGAUGUGCAGGCAGAGAAGACUCAAAAGAGUCUAUUCGCUGGCAUUGAAUCAUUCGAUGCCACCAAAUUGAAGCAUGCUGAAACAUGUGAGAAAAAUCCUCUGCCGGAUAAAGAAGCUAUCCAACAAGAAAAGGGUCAGAAAAACUUAAUUAAUUGCAUCGAAUCGUUCGACACUUCCAAGUUGAAACAUACCGAAACACAUGAAAAAAAUCCAUUGCCAACCAAAGAAACGAUCGAAGAAGAAAAAAAAGCUUAAUUGUUCCAAAAAAAACCAUCAGCAAUUAAGGAGACCAUUUCAUUUUACCGCAUAGUAAUAUUACUAAAUGUGCGUCCAUUACAGGACUUAAUUCUAUUGAUCAAUCACUAUCAAAUUAUUUUAUAAAUAUUAAUUCAUCAACGGUAACACAUAAUUUUGGAAACAGUGCUGUCUACAAUUUGGGACUUUUAUCCUUUUUCAUAUUGAGUUAUUUUUAAAACCAUGACACCAGUAGUGAUUAUCAAUUUGAUUGAGAUCCUUUGUGCAUUUCAAAAAUAGAUUAAGUUGGUUCAAUAUCAUGAUACCGAGAGCGGAGUAAAAUAAAAUGAUUUGCUGCAAUUAACAGAUGCAGUAUUAUUCCUAUCACUUAAAUGGUCAUUAAAAAUGCUUUUCAUACAAAUAUGUUUACAUGUUACCAAGAUACAUAUUUCAGAAGCUUCAUUGCGUUGUUGUGCAAAAAUCUAAUAAUGAGGAUGUAUGAAAGUAUCAAAUCGCUUCAGUAUCAGUAAAACUGACAAAAAGUAAUUCAUGGAAACGAAUUCAAACGGAAAAGACUAAAUUUUAUGGAACAAAAUAUAGCAUUAGACUUUUGAUACUAACUGACGAAUAAAAUGUAUAAACAAAA